Rubroshorea leprosula is the source of this 2905-nucleotide messenger RNA. Lineage: Eukaryota; Viridiplantae; Streptophyta; Magnoliopsida; Malvales; Dipterocarpaceae. The record is from the annotation of a GenBank genome assembly.
UCUCACCUUUUUCAGAAGAAAAAACCUUUGUUUGAAGCUCUCUCAAUCAACUAUUGAGCAAACCAUGGGUAACUGUCUCUCAAUCUCAAUCUCGGUAGAUCCAGCUGGUUGUCGAUGCUGGAACUGUGUUGCUGGACAAGCACGAUACAUUUGUAAGCUUGAACAAAAUCUUCAAGCAUUGGAGGCUGAGGCAAAAAGAUUGACAGAGCAAAGAGAUGACGUAAAUAGGAGGGUUCUUCUUGCGAAGGAGCAGCUCAUGGAGCCCCUUAAAAGGGUAGAAGGAUGGCUUGAAAGAGUGGAGAAAGAGAUAAAAGAAGUUGAGCAGAUAAUAGGAGAUGCUCCUGCGCAAAUUGAUAAUUUGUGCCUUGGAGGUUACUUUUCGCAGAGCUGCUGUUCAAGCUACAAGUUUGGGAAAAAAGUAGUACAAAAGACUAGAGAUGUGGCUAAUCUAAGAACCGAAGGAGAUUUUCAAGACGUUGCUGAGAGGUGCCCAGCUGCUUCAGUGGUUGUAAGAUCCAGUGAGCCUACAGUGGGUUUGGAGUCAACAUUUGACAAGGUUUGGGCAUGCCUUACUGAUGAAGGCAGCAACAUCAUUGGCCUCUAUGGCAUGGGCGGAGUCGGGAAGACAACUCUCUUAAAUCAUAUCAACAAUGAGCUGGGACGGAGAAGAAAUAAUUUUGAUAUUGUGAUUUGGGCAACGGUGUCUAAAAAUCACACUGUCGAGAAAGUUCAAGAUGAGAUUGGAGGAAAGAUUGGUUAUAGUGAUCAGAGAUGGAAACAAAAAAGUUAUGAUGAAAAAGCUACUGACAUCCUUGCAGUGUUGAGUAAAAAGAAAUUUGUGUUGCUUUUGGAUGACAUAUGGGAACGAGUUGAUUUAGUUAAAGUUGGGAUACCUAUUCCAAGACAGGGAAAUGGUUCCAAGCUUAUCUUUACUACUCGUUCUCUUGAUGUGUGUGGUCAAAUGGAAGCUCAUGAGAAGAUUGUGGUAGAUUGUUUGGCGCCGGAGAAAGCCUGGGAAUUGUUUCAAAUAAAAGUUGGAGAAGAAACCCUUGAUGGCCAUCCGCAAAUCCGAGGACUAGCAAAGGAAAUGGCGGAAGAGUGCAAGGGUCUGCCUCUUGCCCUCAUCACUGUAGGUCGGGCUAUGUCAUCCAAGAAGACACUUGAACAAUGGGAAUAUGCAAGACGGAUUCUAAGGAGGUCAGUUGCUAAUCAUGUACUUCCAGGUAUGAGGAAAGACGUGUAUCCACUGUUGAAAUUCAGUUAUGACAAUUUGCCUGAUGACAAGCUCAAAUCAUGCUUCUUAUACUGCGCCUUGUUUCCAGAAGAUUUUCUGAUAAGCAAAUGUGAGCUGAUAGACUAUUGGAUUGCAGAAGGAUUUCUAGAUGAAGAUGACAUUAUCUGUGAUCGCAAUGAAGGCCAUAACAUUAUUUGUACUCUUCUUGGCUCAUGUUUAUUAGAAGAAGUUGAUGUUGAGCAGGUGAAGAUGCAUGAUGUGAUUCGUGACAUGGCUUUGUGGAUAGCAAGUGAAAUUGAAAAGGAAAAAUAUAUAGUGAAAACUAGUGCCCAAUUAACUGAAGCACUGGAGAUUGAAAAUUGGGGGAUGAUAAAAAGAUUGUCAUUGAUGAACAAUGGGAUUCAGAGUCUAAGGGGAGCACCUGAUUGUCCUGAUCUCCAAACCUUAUUUCUUGAAAAUAAUUGGUUGCUAUCAAUGAGGUUAGGCAAGGACUUUUUCCAAAAUAUGGUCAGUCUAACAGUUUUGAACUUAUCAUCCAAUCUGUCUUUAACAGAAUUGCCAGUGGGAAUUUCAAAUUUAGAUUCCCUGCAGUGUCUCAAUAUCAGUCGUACUUUUAUAAGCGAGUUGCCGAUGGAGUUGAGUAGCUUAUCAAAGUUGAAAUGUUUGAACUUGGAGAGAACAUUGCGUCUUGAGACAAUCCCUGAAAAACUAAUUUAUAGUUUUUCAAGGCUGCAAGUGUUGCGGAUGGGGAAGACUGGUUAUUGGGCCAGCAGAGAGAUAAAUGGGAAUCUCAGCUUCAGCAGACUUGAGUGCUUGGAGUGCUUGAAAUAUUUGAAUGCCUUAACAAUAACUAUUUGUAGUGACUCUGCUCUUGAAGGUUUCUUAAGUUUUCACCACUUACAGGGUUGUACAGAAGAAUUAUACAUUGAUCAACCGGAGGAUGACUCUUUCUUUUCGCUGAAAACUUUAUGUUUACCACCUAUGAAGCGGCUUCAAUUUCUAUCAUUGGAAUUGACAAGUUUGGAAGAAGUGAAGAUCGAUUGGGAAAAGGAAGGAAGAGAGAUACAGACAGCAUAUUACUUUCAAACCUCUGUGAUUGUAAGUGAAGGAAACUUCUACAAUUUGUGGACGGUCGAGAUACAGUUCUGCCCAAAUUUAAAGGACAUUACAUGGAUCAUUUUUGCCCCAAAUCUGAGAAAUCUCUUUGUUUCUGACUGCCGUGGAAUGGAAGAAAUAAUUAGUGAGGGUGGAGCUGCAGAGAUGACCGGAGAUCUUAUCUUGUUUGAGAAACUCCAAAAUCUGGUUUUAUCUUCUCUACCAGAAUUGAAGAGGAUUCACAGGUUUGCACUUUCCUUCCCAUGUUUGGUUGCAAUUAGAGUAUUUGAUUGUCCAAAGCUGAGGAAAAUUCCACUUAGUUCCAACAGCGCAAAAGGGCGUAGAAUCAUCAUUAUAGGAAAGCAACAGUGGUGGAAUGAGCUAGAAUGGGAGGAUGAAUCCGCACGGGACACUUUUCUCCCGUCUUUCCAAAUUUAUUAAGAACUAGAAAUUUCCAAAAGAUAUUUUAAAUUGCUUCAAAGGAGGAUGAAUCCACAGGGAACCCUACCUUUCCUCGUUUGAGCAUCCUGUUUGGUUUGUGGGUGUGUAAUUGAUGAAUAAAAAUUAUGACAGUAG